GUAUACCACUAUAGCACAAUAUUCCCUAGUCUCUAGUGCUUCCAAAAACGGUAAACUUUAGAUCCAAAACACACUACUCUCAUCCAAAAGCCCAAAACAUGGCUUCCACCAACAAUGACUCUGAUUUAGCAUAUUUGGAACACAUUCAAAAAUACCUUCUUUUUGAUGAUUCCAGCAUUCUAACAUCCCAUCAAUCUUUACCUAGCCCUAAAAGUGACAACGAUUUGGACACGAAAGUUGAGGUGCUUGGAGUAAGUGCUCCUCCAUCAUGGAAGAGAUACAAGGGUGUGAGGCGUAGGCCAUGGGGGAAGUUUGCUGCAGAGAUCAGAGAUCCAAAGAAGAAUGGCGCUAGAGUUUGGCUUGGAACUUAUCUGACUGAGGAGGAAGCAGGUUUGGCUUACGACAAAGCUGCUUUUAAGAUGCGUGGCCGAAAAGCCAAACUUAAUUUUCCCCAUCUCAUUGGCUCUGAUGAGUUGAUAUCAGAGCCAAAGCGAGAGGUUGCUCUGAAACGGGAAUCACCCGAGCCUUCUUCAUCAGAGGGAAGUUGUGAGUCAUCCUCGCCAGGGUCGAAAAGGAGGAGAGGCAUGGUCGACCUACUUAACAAAUUAGCCAAGAAUAAAAGUCAAAGUCAAGCCAUGGUGGUUGAAAUUGAAAAGGCCUCACAAACAAAUGAUGAUUUUGAGCAAUGGGUGAACGAAUUGAAUGAUUGCACUCUAAUCUGGAGCUCAUAGUGUUGUUGUGUUCAUUUUGUAUUUUCUUUUAAUUUGUGCAGUUUCCUAAUAUUUUUGCAUUACCCUCUUGAUAUAUUCAAGGGGUGGAUGUUUAAGCAAAACUCCAACAAUGUUGUUAUUUUUCCAAAAGAGCAUUGCUUUGGAUUUGAUGUUAAGUUGAAAAAAAUGCAUAUUUAAGAUGCACAAUUUCAAUUUAUCUUUUUAUAAGACAACAUUGAUAUGGGUA
This is a messenger RNA of Trifolium pratense (red clover), 957 nucleotides long. RefSeq names its product ethylene-responsive transcription factor 1-like. The record is from RefSeq and is a predicted model, not a curated record. Gene Ontology annotation, biological process: regulation of DNA-templated transcription; ethylene-activated signaling pathway. NCBI's taxonomy places the organism in Eukaryota, Viridiplantae, Streptophyta, Magnoliopsida, Fabales, Fabaceae. Bases 99 to 731 code for a protein of 210 amino acids. The transcript has a single exon. Gene Ontology annotation, molecular function: DNA binding; DNA-binding transcription factor activity.